This is a messenger RNA of Sclerotinia borealis F-4128, 1476 nucleotides long. The record is from the annotation of a GenBank genome assembly. Lineage: Eukaryota; Fungi; Ascomycota; Leotiomycetes; Helotiales; Sclerotiniaceae.
AUGCCCCUCUCGGAAUGUCCUGCAGAGCUACUGGAUAUGAUUUUUAACGACAUAUACUUUUUGGGUGAAUUGGACGAUGUUGAACGAACUUCGGUAAUCAGACUGAUGGUAUGCUCUAAGCGUCUCUACGAGGCUGGGGCCCGUCGCCUCUAUCGGCACGUCGUGGGAGUUCAUGACGAAAAAUUGAGGUUGUUUGCGAGAAGCGUCGCGGAGAACCCAGAUUUAAGAGCUCUUGUUACUUAUUUAUGGUUCGGGAAACGAUCAGACGACAUCGACCGCCACAAAUUACCACAACAUUCGAUUUUCGAUUGCGAAAUGAUGAUCGACGAGGAUGGGACACCAGCCUGUAUCAAAAAACGACACACUUGGUCAUGGUUGGCUGCGCAGAAAAACUCCUUUUGGCACACUCUUGCCAUUCUUAUUUUCCUCCUUCCAAACCUCAGAAAGCUGACUCUACCAAAUGCGCGCAAGAAAGAUCCUGGAGACUACCGAAAAUUUGUUCGAUUGAUUGAUGGUAUAGUGACAUUGCAAAGGAUGAACGGCGAAGUGCCAACACCUUUACACGCGCUGCAGGAAGUAAUCAUUUGCGACUCUUCAGGAGACUGGGAGCUCGAUGAUGACGAUUAUCAUGCUGAACAUGGAUGCUCGCAAAAUCGAGUCCUCAGGAUUGUAUGUAUAAACAUUAUUGCUUCCUUCUCGGGACUAAAAUCGAUACAAAGUAUUGAAGUGGCAUUUUCUAAGGUCUUCCGAUCAACGGGCUUACAAAAGGACGAAAAACCAUUGAAAUUAUUGAAAUUGAAUUCGUGUAAAAUGAAUGACCUUCAUUUGAUCGCUUUGCUCCAAUCAAUACCGAAUAUUAAGGAAUUUCAAUACGAAACACCACGCGACCAUGAAAGUUGUCAUAAUCUUAGAUGCUUUUGGGAAGUUGUCAAGACUUUGUCCCCUAUAAAACAUUGUUUGGAAAAUCUUCUAAUAUUUACUGAGGAGUGGCAGCUGGAAGCCGAUGAACCUACACCGGAAAGAAUGGGGACUUUGGUGGAUUUCACGGCCCUUCAUACACUUGAAUGCGUAGGUGUCUCGAUGGGACUGACACUGUUAGAUGUCAAUGAUGAUCCACUACUUCAAUUGGCGGAUAUACUCCCCCCAAGUCUACGGUCCUUACGUUUGGUCGCAAGGGAUUGGUUCGUGUCGCGUAAGUCCCUACUCCGACCGGAUGAGGUAGAAGAGAGGAGGAAUUUCUUACUCCAAAUUAACAAUCUCCUCAAUGAAAAGUGGGUACGUGUUCCAAAGCUGGAGGUUAUUUGCAUCGACUUGGGACAACCUGUUCCAUGCUAUUGUCAUGGUGGCGAGUACUGUGACAACACGUGCCCAGCAAUGCAGUCCCAGCCUGAGUUUCUAGAAUUCGCGGAGGCAUGCCUUCUAAGGGGCAUCAGGUGCGUGUUUUAUGAAAGCCGCUGCCGUGUAGCUCGCGUUUAA